Molecule: messenger RNA, 396 nt
Organism: Prionailurus viverrinus (fishing cat)
Lineage: Eukaryota; Metazoa; Chordata; Mammalia; Carnivora; Felidae
Product: 60S ribosomal protein L35-like
Biological process (GO): maturation of LSU-rRNA from tricistronic rRNA transcript (SSU-rRNA, 5.8S rRNA, LSU-rRNA); translation
Cellular component (GO): cytosolic large ribosomal subunit; ribosome
Molecular function (GO): structural constituent of ribosome; mRNA binding
Source: RefSeq, a predicted model, not a curated record
AUGGCCAGGAUUAAGGCUCAAUACCUUCAUAGCAAGAAGAGGGAGCUGUCUAAACAGCUAGAAAACCUGAAGAUAGAACUGUCCCAGCUGUGUGUCACCAAAGUGACAGGCCACACAGCUCCUUCCAAACUCUCCAAGAUCUGAGUUGUUAGCAAAUCUAUUGCCCAUGUUCUCACUGUCAUUAACCAGACUCAGAAAGGGAACCUCAGGAAAUUGUACAAGGGAAAGAAGUACAAGCCCCUGGGGCACCUGGCUAGUUCACCCCUGGAUCUGCAGCCCAGGAAGACAUAUGCCAGGUGCUGCCAGCUGACCAAGCACAAAGAGAACCUGAAGACCAAGAAGCAGCAGCAGGAGGAGAGGCUGUUCCCACUGCAGGAAUAUGUGGUCAAGGUCUGA